UUUGAUCUCGCUGCUCAGAAUGGGAAACGCGCAUUCAAAGUGGUACAAAUCGGCGAGCAAGAAGCAACGCAACGUGUACGACCAGGCUCGUAAGGCCAGAGGUGCUUACAGUUUGGAAAACCAGCAGAUUGGCGAUGCUGAGGCGCAGGCGAUCGGCGAAGCACUCCAAGUGAACUUGGCGUUGACCGAGCUCAAGUUGAGGGUGAAUCAGAUUGGCGAUGCGGGAGCUCGAGCCAUUGCUGGAGCGCUGGGAGCGAACAGAUCGCUGAUCCUUCUCGAUUUGUUUAGGAAUCAGAUUGGCAGUGCUGGCGCGCAGGCGAUCGGAGAAGCACUCAAAACGAACAACACUUUGACCAAGUUCUAUCUGAGCGACAACCGGUUGGGUGACGCUGGAGCUCGUGAGAUUAGUGAAGCUCUGAAAGUAAACACCAAGCUGGCCGGAAUCUAUCUCAAUGAAAAUCGUAUUGGCGAUGCCGGAGUGCAAGCGAUUGGCGAAGCGCUUCGAGUGAACAAGACGCUGACCAAGCUCGUUCUGUCUCACAACCAAAUUGGCGAUGCUGGAGCGCGGGCGAUUGGUGAUGUCCUUCAAGUAAACCGGACGUUGACCAGUCUUGUCUUGUGGACAAACCAGAUUGGCCCUGCUGGAGCGCAGGCAAUUGGCAGAACGCUUGCAACGAACACGACACUGACCCAGCUCCAUCUGUCCAAGAAUCAGCUUGGCGAUGCAGGAGCGCAAGCGCUUGGUGAAGCAAUGAAAGUGAACCGGACGCUGACCCAACUCGAUCUGCACACGAAUCAGAUUGGCGAUACUGGGGCGCAAACAAUUGCUGACGCACUCAAAGUGAACAGCACAUUGGUCGAGAUCUUUUUGGACACCAAUCAUAUUGGUGAUGCUGGCGCUUGUGCAAUUGGCGAAGCGCUCAACGUGAAUCGAACGCUGGCCGAGCUCAGUUUGAAAGAAAAUCAGGUUGGCGAUGCAGGAGCGCGGGCAAUUGGUGACGCACUCCAGGUGAACAAGACUUUGACCAAACUCAAUCUGCAACGGAAUUUCAUUUCCAGUCAUGGCCUUUCCGCGUUGAAGCAGACAAAGAAGUCAACCUGUCAGCUCGAACUGGCCGACCAACGCACUGCUGCCGAUCGUAUCGGAGGUGGCCCUGACAGAGUCUACGAAGCUGUUCAAAUGCCAAGCAAAGGCAAGCAAGCAAGUGCAACAACAACAACAACAACAGCAGCAACACAAAAACAACCAGAGUACGCGGCUCCGAACGCGUACGAGGAGAUGGGAGAGCCUCCCGGCCAAGUUAUUUAUGACUAUGCAUGCGUCAAUGUGGCCGGGCGGGACUCGCGUUAUUUACGCGAGCAGCUGACAAUUCUUCGCAACCUCGGCAGCGGCAACUUUGGCGACGUGUCGCUGGGGCAGGUGCCAACCAGCGCGUUGCCUCCGCGUGCCCGCGAGCUCUUCGCUGCCAGUUCCCCACAGUCGAUUCUCGUUGCGGUCAAGUCUCUCCAUGCAAAGGCUGACGACAAGGCUCGCCGUGACUUUGAAAGCGAGGCAAAGAUGAUGGCCCGAUUUGUUCAUCCAAACGUGGUGCAGCUGUUAGCCGCGUUGACCGAAUCGGAACCCCAUCUUGUGCUGCUCGAGUAUGUCAUGUAUGGCGAUUUGCGCUCCCUGCUGAAAAGCUCCAAGGAAAAGUCCGCCAUGUGGUCCAGCAAUGAGCAGGUUUAUGUGAUGCGUCAGAUUGCCCUUGGCAUGCAGUAUCUUGGUACCCUGCAGUUUGUGCAUCGCGAUCUUGCCGCCCGCAACUGUCUAGUUGGGUCUGGAAUGGUGGUCAAGGUUGCCGACUUUGGCCUCUCUCGCGAGCUCACCGACGAGUCGGAUUAUUAUCGCAUGCAAACCCGUGGCAAGCUUCCCGUCAAGUGGAUGGCUCCCGAAUCCAUCAGCUUCCGCCGCUUCACUGUUCAGUCCGACGUGUGGGCGUUUGGCGUAACUGCCUGGGAGUGUGCAAGUUACGGUGAUAAUCCGUACGGCAGCUUGGCUGGAGGGCAACUGUUUGAAUACCUUCAAGCUGGCAAUCGACUUCCGAUUCCUGAUGAUUGUAGUCCAAAGGUUUACAAUAUCAUGCGAGCGUGCUGGGAUGCCGACCCCGACCGGCGUCCGUCCUUUGCAGACCUUGCCGUCCAGCUACAGACCCUCCAGGACAACUCGGUGGUUCGGGACAUUGGGUUGAUGCUGGUGAAUUAGAACUCAGAGAUGCCGUGGCUUUGUUGCAUGCAAUACGUUGUCCAGCAGACUGACAAUACAAGCAGAAGCAGAAUCGGGGCAAAGUGCUCAGAUUUGGACACGCAGUUUUGCU
Capsaspora owczarzaki ATCC 30864 is the source of this 2354-nucleotide messenger RNA. RefSeq names its product tyrosine-protein kinase transforming protein Abl. Gene Ontology annotation, cellular component: signaling receptor complex. Gene Ontology annotation, biological process: multicellular organism development; protein phosphorylation; positive regulation of kinase activity. The transcript is spliced from 17 exons. The coding region runs from base 20 to 2242 and encodes 740 amino acids. NCBI's taxonomy places the organism in Eukaryota, Filasterea, Ministeriida, Capsasporidae. Gene Ontology annotation, molecular function: ATP binding; protein binding; transmembrane receptor protein tyrosine kinase activity. The record is from RefSeq and is a predicted model, not a curated record.